This is a messenger RNA of Oldenlandia corymbosa var. corymbosa, 2239 nucleotides long. The record is from the annotation of a GenBank genome assembly. Lineage: Eukaryota; Viridiplantae; Streptophyta; Magnoliopsida; Gentianales; Rubiaceae.
CACGAAAUGAAAUAUACAGAAUAUAAGAAAAAUGAAAAAGGAACAGAAAAAAGUCCCCAACUAGGCCGUAGGCCCAUAGCCACAUCCGAAGACCCAAUGUCCGUUUGGAUAAGGUUAUCCGGCUGGGAGGAAAAAGACUGCUGACUAAAGCUUCCAAGGCCCAUCAUCGGCAAUGACGGUAUCUAUUCCGACGUCCUUCAUUCCGUCCUCCCAUCGGCGGUUUCCUAAAUCAAAACCUCCUCCUCCGGCGUACCGUCAAUUCAGUGUGUUCUCACAAAUCUCUCUAGACUCGCCUUCAUCAAGUCAGAAAUCUUCUUCUCCGUCUUCUCUCCCUAGAAAAACUGGCGUCGUUGUCAUCGGAGCUGGCCUUGCCGGCUUAGCCGCCGCCACUAAGCUCCAGGCGGAUGGUAUCCCUUUCGUCAUCCUCGAAGCUUCUGACGGCGUCGGUGGCCGCGUCCGUUCCGACCUUGUUGAUGGCUUCAUCCUUGAUCGCGGAUUUCAAAUAUUCAUUACGGCUUACCCGGAAGCUCAAAAGCUCCUCGAUUAUUCAGCUUUAAACCUCCAGAGAUUUUAUGCCGGAGCUCAGGUUUAUUACCGUGGCCGUUUUCACACCGUAGCUGACCCGAUUCGCCAUUUCUCUGAUUCGUUGUUAUCCCUUGCUAACCCCAUCGGUACGGUUGUCGACAAAUUACUCAUUGGGUUGACCAGAAUAAGGGUGUUGACUCAAUCGGACGACGAAAUUCUGACAGCUCCGGAGACCUCUACACUUGACUUGUUGAGGGGAAUUGGGUUCUCGGACUCAAUCUUGGAUCGGUUUUUCCGGCCAUUUUUCGGAGGGAUUUUCUUCGACACCGAGCUGAAAACGACGUCGCGUCUCUUCAAUUUCGUCUUCAAAUGUCUGGCAUUGGGCGAGAACACGCUUCCCGCCAAUGGCAUUGCGGCAAUCCCGAACCAAUUGGCCGCCAAGAUUCCACCAGGUUCAAUCUUCUUCAAAUCCAGAGCCCAUUCCAUCGCCUCCAAGGACGGCGAUUCCAUAUUCACGGUGAAAUUAGAGAGUGGGGAGGAGGUGGAGAGCGAGUUCGGAGUGAUAGUGGCGGUUGAAGAAUUUGAAGCUGUUAAGCUUUUAGCGGGAAAUUCAGAAACUCCAAUUCAGGCGAAGACACCGGUCCGGAGCACGGUUUGCCUGUAUUUCUCCACGGACAAGGACCAGAUUCCGGUGAAGGAUCCAGUGUUGUUUCUCAAUGGCUCUGGAAAAGGAAUAGUGAACAACAUGUUCUUCGCCACCAAUGUGGCUCCGUCUUAUGGACCUCCUGGAAAAGGUUUGGUGUCUGUAUCGUUGAUUGGCUUAUUUGAUAACGUUGCAGAGAAGGAUUUGGUGAACCAGGUGAUUGAUGAACUAUCGGGUUGGUUUGGAAAGGCAGCUGUCGGGUCAUGGAAGUAUUUGAGGAUGUACAAGGUGAAGUUUGCUCAACCAAACCAAUGUCCUCCAACUGAUUUGAUGAAAAAUCCCAGGAUCAAGCCAGGAUUGUACAUUUGUGGUGAUUACAUGACUAGUGCUACAUUUGAUGGAGCUCUUGUCUCUGGAAGGAGAGCAGCAGAAGCGCUAUUGAAAGAGAGAUCUUCGACCAAAGUUUAAAUGGUUUGGAUUCAUUGUAAAUACAGGCAGGACAUCUUUUCUGGAGGUAAUAUUUUUGGUCCAUUUUCUUACCUUCCAAGGUUGUAUUAGCAAAAUGUGAAAAUUCUUUGUAUUUAUCUGUUCAUGAAUCAUGAUCAAUACAUGAUCUCCAAUGAAUCGUCUACUUACACAGUUCAGCUCUAUAAGAAAAUUGUAUUGCCAUAAUGGUAUCCAUGUUUUGCACCUUGAUAUGGCCAUAAAAUUAUGGGGUGUAGAAAAAUGAUGACUACAUAUGGUUAAGCUAGUCUCCAGGGAUGACCAUGCCGUGAUAAGAAGAUCCUGUCAAGAGGAGUUUGCAAGUGCACUCAUAACUCGUUAUAUAUAAGAACAGAAUCGCUGCCUAAAGCAGCUUAGUAGACUCAUCGAGCUCACUCAGACAGCUCACCCGAUUUUUUGGUUCUUGCCAUUCCGAUAUCUAGAAUUCAAGCAACAUUCGUAAUUAGUUUCACUUUAGGUGACUCAUAAGUUCAAGUCGCUCAGUCAACUGUUUGUGCUCGCCGUUGUGAACUUGUUGGUACCUGGGUGCAAACCUAGUGUCCUAUGGAAUGGAUUUCUAAAACAGGG